Rhodotorula graminis WP1 is the source of this 2991-nucleotide messenger RNA. RefSeq lists its product as uncharacterized. Bases 1 to 2889 code for a protein of 962 amino acids. Gene Ontology annotation, molecular function: telomeric repeat DNA binding; double-stranded DNA binding; damaged DNA binding. The record is from RefSeq and is a predicted model, not a curated record. Gene Ontology annotation, cellular component: Ku70:Ku80 complex; nucleus. The transcript has 10 exons. NCBI's taxonomy places the organism in Eukaryota, Fungi, Basidiomycota, Microbotryomycetes, Sporidiobolales, Sporidiobolaceae. Gene Ontology annotation, biological process: DNA recombination; cellular response to gamma radiation; telomere maintenance.
AUGGCUCUGGCUCCCCGGACGGCCACGCUCUUCCUCAUCGACUGCAGCUCGUCGAUGGGCAGGGAGCGCGUCUUCACGGUCGGCGACCCGCCCAACCAGGUCACGACUCGCCGCUCUGGACUCGACGCCGCAAAGGAGUACGUCAAGGCCAAGCUCGUUCAGCGCAUCAUGCGCGACCUCAAGACGACGCCGUUCGGCGUCAUCCUCUUCGCCCACGCCAAGACCAAGAACCUCCUCACAACUCGGGCCAAGGAGCAGGCGAGCGAGAACGAGACCAAGUUCGACCGCUCGCAGGACCCGUACCGCCACUGCUACGAGCUCCUGCCCCUCACCAAGACGGUCGACAAGAGCCUCGUCGACCGCAUCGACGACGCCGUCGCCGGCCAGGGCCCCGACACGGACGCCUUCUCGGCCGCCAUCCUCGGGCUCGAGACGCUCGACGCCGACGCGACGCUCAAGAACUACGCCGUCCGCGAGGUGUGCCUCUUGACCGACGCCGAGCACGAGAUCAACUGGGACGGCGUCAAGAGCACGGCGCACCGGAUGAACGCGGUCAACGUCGGGCUCACCGUCAUCGGCGUCGACUUUGACGACGAGGAGAUCGGCUUCGUCGAGGAGAACAAGUCCGAGAUCAAGCGCGAGAACGAGGCCCAGUUUCGCGCCUUUGUCGACUUGCUCGACCAGCCGUCGCUCGUCGCCAACGCCCGUCAAGCGCUCGCCGCCAUCGCCACGCCGCAGGUCAAGGCCGUCAGCUCGCGCGCCGACCACAUGUCGCUCUCGUUCGGCAACCCCGACACACACCCGGACAGCUCGCUCGUCCUGCACGUCGACGUCAAGAAGGCCGUCGUCCCCGCCGCGGCGCCGACGAUGAAGCAGAUGAGCAUGCGCGGGUUCGAGCGCGUCCGCUCGACGCAGCGGGCCCAGCAGCGCCAGAGCCAGAGCCAGGGCCAGAGCCAGGCCUUCUCGCAGCGCUUCGGCGACGGCGCGUCGCUCGGCGGCCCUCGCGGGACCAAGCGCGAGGCGGAUCGAGUCGGCGAGGACGAGGGCGAGGAGGACGAGGACGAGGACGCCAAGGCCGAGGUCAAGCGCAAGGCGCGCUUCGCGGCGCAGCAGAACCGCGAGCAGCAGGCGCAGAUGGCGGCGGGGCAGGGCAUGGACCUCGGCAAGAUCGGCAUGACGCUCGACCGCCAGCUCGAGGACGAGGGCCUCGCCGUCGGUACCGCCGCAGACGCCGACCUCGCCGGGCACGGCGUCAUCAAGGAGCGGCACUACUUCUACCGCCCGCCGCCGGUGACGAGCGCGGCGACGAGCGGCAAGGACGCCCAGGACAAGGGCAAGUCGGCCAAGGUCAGCGUCAGCCGGCGCCCUCGCGACGGCGGCAUCGUCGAGGAGGACGUCUACGACGAGGACGACGACGAGCAGCUCGUCAGCAUCGACCAGGACACGACCGAGCUCACCGACGCGUACCACUACGGCGGGUCGCUCGUCCCGAUCGGCGACCUCGAGGAGGGUGCGGGCACGCUCGGCGGGCUCAAGACGGGCAUGGAGAUCCUCAACUUCAUGAAGCAGUCGGAUCUGCACUACGACUGGCGCAUGGGCGACGUCUUCUACGUGUACGCGACGCACGGCGAGCUCGGCUCGGAGAAGCUCUUCUCGGCGCUCGUCAACGGCAUGGUCGAGCGCGACUCGCUCGCCGUCGUCCGGUUCGUCAAGAAGGGCUACUCGCGCGACGGCAAGGCGCGCAUGCCUGAUCCUCAGCUCGGUAUCCUGUUCCCGCACAUCGAGGACGGCGUCGAGAUCUGCUACUGGGUCCGGAUCCCGUUCGCCGAGGACGUGCGCGCCCUGACCUUCCCGUCGCUCGACCGCCUGUUCAACCGCAAGGGUCAGCCGCUCGCCGAGCACAAGCUUCUGCCGACCGCCGAGAUGGACGCCGCCAUGGCCGCCUUUGUCGACUCGAUGGACCUCACCGAGGCAGGCCCGCCUGACCAGGACGGCAACCCGACCGAGUUCUUCCACACGGACGACUCGUUCUCGCCGGCCAUCCACAACGUCCAGAACACGCUCGUCUUCCGCCUGUCGAAUCCCGAGUCCGACCUGCCUCCUGUUCCGCCCAUCCUCACCAAAUACAUGGACCCGCCGCCGGCGGUCGCCGCUGCGGCGGCCGCCGCUGCCGAGAAGGUCAAGCGCGCCUUUGACGUCCAGAUUGUACCGCCCAAGCCGAAAAAGAUCAACAAGAAGACGGCCAACUACGCCCAGGCCGGCCUCGAGGAGGAGAUCCAGCUCGACCGCAUCUUUGGCUCGCGCGAGUCGGCCGCCGUCAAGUCGACUACGCCUGCGCACCAGCCUCCUCCGUCUUUGUCGACGAGCAAGCCGGGGCCCAUCGCCGUCGACAGCGACGACGACGACGUCAUGAUCGUCGACGCUCGACCCGCUCCGCCGAGCGCAGCUGCGUCGAGCGCCAAGCCGAGCGCCCCUGCAGAUGCGCUCGUCGACGAUGAGAUGGAGGAGGAGCCAGACACGGAGGAGGAGCCGGACACGGACGACGGCGAGGAGGGCGAGCGGCACACGACGAGCGCGGCGGGAUCCAGCUCGCCCGGGGACGUCGAGAAGGGCGUCGCCGAGGCGAGGUCGCUCGUCCUCCAGAGUUUCAGCCACAGCCACUACGGCAAGGCGGUCGAGGCGCUCAAGGCGACUCGCGAGCUCGCUCAGCAGGGUCACCUCGAGUCGACGUACAACUCUGCGCUUCGCGCACUCGUCACCUCGCUGCGCGCCAACCCGAAGAAGCGCGACUUCCUUUCGCGCAUCCAGACCGGCGACCUCGGGCUCCUCGUCGACGACGACACGCUGCCGCAGGAGGUCGAGGACUUUCUCGACGAGCUCGACGAGUGAGGAGAGAGAAGCGUGAGCCUCUCUGUGCCGUACUGCCGUGCCCCUUGUGUACCCCUGUUGUUCGACCCGCCUUUGCAACGAUCCUCGUUCUCGCUUUCCCUC